GCCGUGGUCCAUCUUUACUUACCUACAUGCACCUUACAUGCAAAACAUAGUGAUAGGUAAAUCCCCAUAUACCUCAUCAUUUGGUACCCAGCACUCAUUCAAUGAAUCGUAACGAAAGAUUGUCGUUGUGACUUACUGCACGUACUAUCAAUCUAGGUACAUGCAUGCGGGAUGCCACAUGUACCACUUCAGCGCUACACUGGGGCAUGAUAUACCGAUGACAUUCCACCUUCACGGAAUUAGCUACAUACUACAUACCUAACCUACUCGGACUCCAACCUGCAUCUUGAGAAUCUAUACCCUUUUCCCUCACUACUAGAUUUCGAAACUGUGCGACACCUCUCUCUCGGGACGACUUUAUCAGAUUCCUGGGUUUAGUUUCUACAAGCACGCCAACCACGCGGCCAUUUGCGCUAGUCAAGAUCUUGAGAAUCACGAUAGACAAUAGACGAAAGCAACUACCGCCCUAUCUUGUCGUUUUACUUCGAGUGAUGAUAAAUUCAUAGUCCCGAAGCAUUGGCCAACACGUCUCUCCAUAUAUAGCGCCUUGAGCGCCAACAUCACCCCCCAAAAUGGAGCGCAGGCACGACCAUGGCUCCACGAAUCCCUUAUUCACACCGACGAACGAGGCCUUCGCUCGGGGCUAUUGGUAUAUCGUCGCUGGCGUCGUGUUCUUACUAGCAGUGAUUCGAGGAAUCAACCUUCUCCAGAAUACACUUAGACUUCGUAGAUCUAGAAUUGCUUCUGUUCAGUAUCCCACGAAACCAUCUAACAAGUUGAUGCAAGUAUGGGCAACCUUGACGGCCGUAGGGCGGGAGAUGAGCUAUCCACAACUCUACGUGCCCGUCCGAUACCUGUCUUGGUUAACCCCUCCUCCUCUCGGCCGUGUCCUCGUGAUGCUUGUCUACUGGGCCGUCAUCAUCUAUAUGAUGGUCGCCGGAGCUGUGAUUGAUGACGUUUAUUUCUGGGAACGCAUCGGUUAUCGGAAUGCCUGGGUUACGGUGACCCAAGUCCCGUUGCUCUAUCUUCUUGCGUCCAAGACCAACACAAUAGGAUUGAUUAUUGGCACGAGCCACGAGCGGUUAAAUUGGCUACAUCGAUGGGUUGCUCGGACCAUGUUCAUUACAGCCACCGUUCACGGUUUCCAUUUCUGGUCUGAGUGGCUUUAUUAUGAUAUUCUACAAGUCGAGCUGGACACCCUAUCCACCAUUGUGCCUUAUGGUCUUGGUGCAUGGGCUAUACUACUCUGGAUGACCAUCACGUCUUUCAAGCCAUUCCGGUCCAUGGCCUACGAAUUCUUCGUCAUUCAGCAUGUCCUAGCGGCGGUCUUUUUCCUGUACGUGGUGUACGUCCAUGUUCCCGUUUCUGCGAGGUAUAACGUUUGGUUCGCCAUCGCUGCCAUCUCUUUUGACCGAGCUUGUCGCCUUGUUCUGCUGUUGUGGCGCAAUGUGAAGUUCGAGCCAAAGAAGACAUGCUGCAAGGGUGGGCAGCGGCUUGGCUACGAAACCCAACUUACCGCCGUUGGAACCUCGACUACGGUCCUAACUAUCUCGAAUGUGCACUUUGAGUGGUCUGCUGGACAGUUUGUCUAUAUAUGGGUUCCUCGAAUUGGACUAUUUGAAACACACCCUUACACUAUCGCUACUUCCCACCCUCUACCCGGCACUUGUAUCUGCAACAGUAUCCAAUUGGUAGUACGAUCUCACGGUGGAUUUUCGAAACGGCUUAAUCAGUUCGCCCAGAAGGCUGAAGCUGCUGGUACAAAGGAGACGGUGACGACCUUCAUGGUUGGCCCUUACGGCACACCUCCACGCUGGGAUAUCUUUGAGACACUAAUUCUCAUUUCAGCAUCGACAGGCACUUCAUUUACAUUACCAAUACUUGACAGUCUCCUUGCAUCAAAAGGUACGAAUUGCACCAAGCGGGUGGACUUUUUAUUAGCAGCAAAGCAGGGCGAAGAGGUGGGAUUUUAUCACGAACGGCUUCAUGAAGCCAUAGACAAAGCACAGUCGAUAGGCAUUGAUCUCACGAUCUAUAUUGCUGUGACAGGAAAUGGACAACUAGAAACAAUAAGUCCAGGAUCUACUCCCUCAAACCCUAGUACGGAAAAGACGAUGGGACAAACCGGGACCGGAAACGCAACAACGCGGGUCGAGUCAUUUUCUGAAGGCAGGUUAACACCUCGAAAACGACUCUCACAAAGCAGUGUCGAUUCGCACAUGUUUUACUCGGCGGCCAGGCCCGACGUUGCAAGCCUCAUCAGAGAGGCGGUAGAAGCAACAGGAGGUGAGACGGGCGUAGUGGUGUGCGGUGGGCAGUCUCUAGUGGCGCAAGUAAGGACGAGCGUAGCAAAGCUGAGCGAUGAGCGAGCAGUACAUAAGGGCACUGGGGCCCAAGGCAUUCAUCUACACGUUGAAGAGUACAGCUUCUAGGUUCACAUAGGAGCUGGAAGACUCGCACAAUACCUGCUUACACUAGAUACCCGUUUCACGUAUAUACCGGCAUAGCGCAUCGAUUGUGCUUGCCAUAUCCUCUUUCUUAAUAAUGCCGGAUUGGUCAAGAUAUAAUAUAUCAGAUGAAAAUCGAUAAGCUGUUGUUUCAUUUGGAUUAGAGGGAUCUAGCUGCCUGGGCGGUAGCGUAUUUAGACGCAAUGAUAGUUUGAUCGAUGAAUGAAAUGACUAAAUGGAAUCAAGACAGCGAAAAGUAUCAUGGCAUUAGCAUAUAGGUUACUCUCAGGUUCAUCUUGGUCACUGGCGCCAGAAAAGACAAUAUUUUGUCUAGAGCUAGAUGUCCAAAGAAACAACACAAGUGCUCAACAGGUUAUGAACAUUGAUAGUUCUAUGACGACCCCAUGAAAUAUAUGAUCAUGAUGGCGG
Molecule: messenger RNA, 2876 nt
Organism: Xylaria bambusicola
Lineage: Eukaryota; Fungi; Ascomycota; Sordariomycetes; Xylariales; Xylariaceae
Product: ferric reductase like transmembrane component-domain-containing protein
Exons: 2
Coding region: 573-2432 (619 amino acids)
Biological process (GO): iron ion transport; intracellular iron ion homeostasis; copper ion import
Cellular component (GO): plasma membrane
Molecular function (GO): ferric-chelate reductase activity
Source: RefSeq, a predicted model, not a curated record